AUGACAAAGUCUUUGUUCAUGACAGCUCAUCAGAAUUUCAAGGAAACAUCUUUCAAAACAUCUGAACGAUGUCCUCCGAAGUCGUGCCGAUCAGAAUGCUCCAAUUUCAAGUGCUCUAACACCUCGAUUCUUUUUCAAAUGGAUGACAGAGAAGAGGAAGUUUCUGAGCGUCCUCUUAAAUCGUUACACAACAGAAUCGUAUCGCCAGUGCUAUUCAUAAAUCACACAGGACGAAGAGUCAAUUUGAAAUGGUUCAAUUACAGUGGUGAAGAACAGUUAUUUGCCACCAUUGAGAGUCGAACGAACAAUCGCCUUAAAAUGAACACAUAUGUGACACAUCCUUGGAUUGCAGUGGACGAAGAAACGAAUGAAAGGCUGUUACUGAACUUCAAGGAAACAUUUUUUCCCGACGAGCCUGUUAUACGGGGAGUAGACUAUGAUACCCGAAGAUUCUAUGCUUCUAGAGCGGAAAUAAACAUAACAACACCAGGUUAGUUGUUGUUCGCAAUUUUUAGCUUCCCUCGGACGUACCUGUUAAUUGAAAAUAUUGUAUGGAAGAGCAAGAGAGUAAUAGACAGCAAUCUUCUGGAGUAAUGCAUCUGUAGCUUGUAAUCGUUACAAAGUCUAGACGAGAUAAUCGGGCUAUUGAUAGCUGUAGAGGGGUUGUGUUAUGGAGAGCAUGCCUUUGAGGAUGAUGUCGGUUUAAAAAUUAAGAGAUAUACCGUACUGUUUUCCUAUUGGUGGCUUUUGCGAGGGGCAAUUGUUAAGUUCCUUUUUGCUCCAAACUGACAGAUUUACUUGGAAACCUCCCCGUGCCCUUCCAGUCGUACAGUACACUGUACAUGGAUGGACUCUAUCAAAGAGAACAAGAUCUUUUAACCCUUUAACUCUCACGAGUGACCAAGACAGAAUUUCUCCUUACAGUAUUAAUACAGUAUCAACCAGAUAAAUGAUGAGAAUAAAGAAAAAUAUUAAUUUGGGAAAAAUUAGUUGAUCCAAUACUUAAUUCUACGAACUAACAUUAUAAGAAUUGCAUGGUUGACAGUAAGGAGAAUUACACAUUUGAAGUGGGAGUUAAAGGGUUAAAACACUUAUAUUCUACCCAAUUAUGAAUUGACUGGGAAAAUUUUUAUAAUUGAUGAAAACAGGAAAAUGUUUCCACAUUACAUGCCUGGGAAUUUUAGCUUGGCUCCUAUGAUUUAAUUUGUGGGUAUUACUCUUUUAAAAAUUGUAUCAGGUAGUAUGUGGUGAAGAACCAUUUUUCAUAUGGAUACACUUUUAAAAAAUAUAAUUAUUGUUGUCUUUAAUAAUCGAAUGUUUUGAUUACUCGGUAGUGUACAGUCUGGAGGAGUACUGCAUGAGGUUCCUUAGGAAGAUUGUUUUAUCACAGAACAUCAGGAAGUUACCCCUGCCACAGCCUAUUCUCAAUGAGAUUUUGCAGAAUGUUUCAUGAUCCACUUAUAGACUUCUUAAUUUUUCCCAUUAUAUCAUGCAUAAAAAAAAAUAAAAAAACACUUUCUAAAACAUGAAAAUACAGCAAACAGGUGCAGUUUGGUAAAGGUUGUGUUUUGGAUUGGAGAGUGCUAGACACUGGAAUCAUAACCAUUUAUUUAUGAUUAAAAAUCCACUGAUGUCUUACCUGCAAGGUAUAUGCUUACUCUUCUAUGUGGUGGUUGGAAAAAAUUUUUAACCAAUUGUAAAACUGUGAACAAAUCACAGCAUGUAAAUCAUAUCACUAUAUGUAGAAUUAAUAAAUGGGUUGACUUUCAAAUAAGUAUUGAAUUUAAUGUUCCUAUGAGAAGCCACAAUUUUGCAGGGAUAUUGUAUUGGUUAACACAAAUUGCUAACAAGUCAUAAACAAAAUUCUGUCAUUUUCCAAGACUGCUGAUGCUACUGCAUUUGAGUAGCAAUAGCAUGGGACUUAUUUCUUUGAAAAUAGCUAGCGCACACCUAGCAGGUCAUGAAUCAAAUAUAAGCAGAUUCCUGUCUUAGAAAAAGUUUAGAACUCUUCUCUGUGUUAGAAUAAUUCUAUUGGGUAUGUGCUGUUGAACUUAUAAGUUUAUCCUUUUGAUAAGAGCAUUAAAUCCUUCCCCCUUUCCCUUUCCUCUCUUCUUCCUUCUCGUGUUGGGUCUGAAUUUUUAGAAUUAGAUUAAAAUGAUUGUCAGUGUCACAUGUAGACCUUACACUCCCACCCAUGUAAUUGUCUCCCUCCCCUCCCCUCCCCUCCCUUAAGAAGACCCUGACCCAGGAUAUGAUAUAUAUGCAAUGCUUUUGUGUCCUCACCAUUUCCCCCUCAAUCUUGGAGUUUUUUUCACCAGAGGAGGUGCCAUUAUGAAAGUUAAAAAAAUUGUUUACAUUACCUGAAAGGAAGUUGUGUUGGUCAGGGGUCACACUAAUGAAUUUUAGGGCUGAUUCCCUUAUUUUCAAAAGAUGUUUUUGUUUUAGUAUCAAAUUAUUUGAUAAUUUUUGAAGAAUCAGAGGAGAUAAAUAAACUUUUGCUUGUAAAGUCAGCUAGGGUCUGGACCAGCCUGAGUAACUCAAGUUUUAAGGCUCCCUGGGUCUCAGUCCAGUUGUGAUAAACUGAUGACCUCUUGUGAGUGGUUUCAACUCGCCGCUUUUAGCAAUGAGCUAUAUGUGCGGUAUAAAAUUAAUUUUGUUACCUUAAAUGGCAUUGUAGAUAUUUGAGACCCUCCCCUUCGUCACUUUGUUCCUCUCGUGACGAAAUAACGAAUAUCCACCCACCAAUCAUGAUUGCUUCAUGACCACGUGAUUUGGAACCACCGUAUGAUCUUGGAGCCAAGAUGGUGGACCGAUUAGGUAUGUGAAGGAAUUGUAACGUUUUUCGGUUAUUUUUAGGACGGGGUUUCCUGAAAAAACCUCAUCAGGUUUAAAUACUUCCUUAACUUUCGAUCUUUUUUGAUGAUGGGCAUUUUCAUUGUGUGAAAUACUUUCGAUUGUCUAUAUUUGAGUACGACUUUUGAUGUGAAUGGCGGCCUGACAGUUCUCAGCCAUGCAUGUCAUGCUAGCUUAAUUCUGCGUGUAAGUGUCUGUAAGCUUUCGGAUGAGGUUGUUUCAUGAUAUUGCCUUUCGCUCAGCAAAUAAGUCGAUCGUGGCAGAGAGGGAACAAUGGCUUAUUUUUAUGAAGGAGGUGUGCAAUGGGAUUGGGAAAGGGUGAAACCACCAUAUUAGACGAAACUAUUGACUUAUUAAAUAUUGGAGUUUCGAUAUGUUUCAUUACCUGAAGAGUCUAAGUAGCAUUUUCUUCAUUUAAAUGAUUUGUUUGCAGAAAGGUAUCACAGUGUACCCAUAAAAUUUUAUCGAUCGCUUAAGGCUACUGAUCGCUAUUGAAACAACCGACCUGUGGUGUUUAUGUCAUCUUAAUUGUCUCUCCUUAAUGCUUUUAAAAUAUUGUAUGUGUGAUAAUUUCAGCCAAUACAGAGGCCAACGAGAGAAGAAUUACCAAUGUGGAAAGUUGUUUUGGAGCAUCUGGACAAGUAAGUAUGCAGAUCAUGUCCUGAUGAUGUUUUGGUCCUUGUGAUUUGAAUAUGUAUAGUAGACUGCUCUUUCUCAUAACUUUGGUUCGACCUUAACGUGCAUUAAUAAUAGGCAUGCAUUUGUAAUCAUGUUAUGACUUGAUUAAAAUUUAGUAGGAUGGAUCUUGAAAUUUGGAAAUUAAUACUGGUAAUAGAACAGACAAGAGUUUAGUAUGGCAUUUUCCUAUUUGAUGUAUGAAUACCAGAACUGGAUGACCACGAAGCAGAAGUCUUACUUAUUGUUUACUAUUAGUAAACUAGAAUUACAGACCAAAUUAGACACAAUUUCCUGUUAUGAGCAGUCAAAAGUAAUACUCGUCAGUCAAUGGUAUUCAUAAAUGGAAAACAUACUUGUUGACUUUUUUUCCUAGAUGAAAUAAACCCACUUGUCCUAAUAAAAAUGUGCACACAUGAAGUGUAUUGUCUGUUUACGGAAGCAUGACACAAUAAAUGUUUGAAAGGUGAUGUUAAUCAGUGAAUGAAAUUGGCAUACUUUGAGAAAAGAACUCCAAGUACUUCCAAUAGGAGUCAAACCUACAAAAAACCUUCUGAUUAAUAUUUAAGAUGCUCUUCCACAGAGCUAUGGGAGAUUUGUGACAGGCUAGGCCAUUUAACUCGGUCCAUGGUGAAAAACUUCCUGCAUACUGCUAGAAUAGGAUUGUCAAUAUGUGAUGCUUCUGCAUUAUGAUUAUGUAAAUGAUGGUGGUAAAUUUUAAGCUUGAUGAUUUAACCCUUUAACUCCCAAGAUCUGAUUGUUAAUUCUCUCCUCUUGCUGUCACACAAUUCAUUGUAAAUUAGUGAUGUGAAUUUGGUGUAAGAUCAAGACAAAAACUUCUUCCAGAUAAAUAUUUAGUAUUUUCAUUAACUGUUGUCUAGAAAAUGUAUAGAUAUCGCAGGGAGAAGUUACAUGUUAAUCACUUCUGGGAUAUAAAGGGUAAAGAGAAAGAUGAUGUUAUUCUGUCAAUGAAUGAUACAAGGAUACCCAGAUAAAAAGAACUCAGAAUGCUCCCAUUUAUAAACAUUUAAUGUUUAUUUCUAAUUUUUUUUCUCUAAUUUCUAUUCUUUAGCCAUUAUUGGUUCCAGGAAGAGUACUGGUUGGUGAAGGUGUAUUAACUAAACUGUGCCGCAAGAAGCCUAAACCACGUCAGUUUUUUCUGUUUAAUGACAUCCUUGUUUAUGGAAAUAUUGUCAUUAACAAGAAGAAGGUAAUCAAGGUUUACAUUGAAUUUUUCAAAAUGUAAAGAGCAAAGGGCAAGCUUUUUGUUUUUUGUCUCAAAUAAAAGGUUGUGAAGGUUACAUUACAUUUCUAAUGCAAGCUUGUCAUUAUUGCAUUUUGUAUUCUCCAAGCUAGAACUUUUUCAAAAUUAGUUGGGCAAUUAUUAUUUAAAAGGCUAUUCUAGUGUGAACUAUUUGCUAAAUUCACAAGACAUCAACCCUUUAAACCCCGAGAGUGACUAGUAUGGAAUUUCUCCUUACAAUAUCAUCCCCUGAAUCACACGUUAAGAUCUUGAGAAUAAAGGAGAUGAUCACCGACAAAAGAAGCUUUUGACUGGUAAACAAUUCUCCAAUUCUCUAUUUGUCAGCAUCUUAGGGAAUGUAUAAAGGGCAGUGUGAAGAACAUGCACGCUGAUGUUAGGGUGUAAAGGGUUAAUAGUGAUUUGAAUUUCUUUUCAGUACAAUAAACAGCAUAUAAUCCCACUGGAAGAUAUCAAACUGCAAUCCUUGGAUGAUGAUGGAAGUGAGUGCUGUUAUGUUGUAACCCAUGUUCUGAUCAGAAAUUCAAUCCUUUUGCUAUUGUAUUUUGCCUGGUGAAUAAGUAGUUGAAAUAUUAUUUGAUAUGAUAUCAGAAUAAAACCCUGCAGCUGUCAAGUUCAUCUAUUUAUAGCACAUUUUUGCAGGUUGAUAUGUCUAUGAGGGAAGCUAGUAAAUUUUACCGUGUAUUUAAUGGGGGGAAGCCAUCAUGCACACUUACCUUCCUUUUAAAGAUGUUAAUGACUGUCAAAACAUUAAAGUGAACUGUAAUCAUGAUGGUCAGUCAAAACUAAGGAAGAUAUCAUAAUGAACCAGUUAUAAUUUAAAGUAAAAACAAGCAAAAGUUAUAGUCUGAAGUGAUUGAUCAGGAGGGGAGCACAAGUUUUUGGUAAAAAUCAUAACUCUGAGAAAAUUCCUGAAUUUGAUUUGUUAUCACCAGCCCCAAUUGAGUACCAACAGGACAGUGUAAUUGGAAAAUGCACAUCAUGCCUGUGUUACUGGAAAGCAUGCAUCAUGUAGAUGUGUUGUGGUCAAUUUUUUUGUCUUGUCAACUGUUGUUUUUUUUUACGAAAAAGUAUAACCAAUGGCUUGUUUGUGUCUCAAAUUUAGUCAUAGUUUUGAUUAAAUGGUAACAGGACUUCAUGUUGUCUUAUUCUGUCUGUAAACAAGUCACACAUCUGAUUUUGUUAAUCACUUGACUGUGUGGUUGGCCCUUUACCCCCCAAGAGUGACUGGUUACUAAUUUCUCCUUACAAUGUCACCUUUGAAUCAAAUUUAAAGUUCAUGAGAAUAAAAGAAAUGAUCACCAAUUUAAGAGUAUCCAAAAACUUCUCCUGGUCGGAACUGAUGGAAAGUAUAGAGAACAGUGGGGAGAAUAUGCAUACUGAUGUUACAGUGUGGGGUGUAAAGGGCGAAAGACCAAAUUGGAUUUCACUCAGUCCUAUUGCCAUUACUGAUCAGACAGUACAAUAAAACAAAACCAAUGCAAAACCUGGAUUACUUUUGAUGCCCCACUGUUUAUUACUCAGUGUGCUUGCCUUCUAGAUUUAAAGAAUGGUUGGCAAAUCAUUAGUGCAAAGAAGUCAUUUGCAGUGUAUGCUGCUACAAGGACUGAAAAAGCUGAAUGGAUGGCACACAUCAACAAGUGCAUUCAGGACUUGUUGGCAAAAAGUGAGAAUGAGCGCUUUAGUUAUUGAACAGUUUGUACAAAUUUAAUUGUGUCAUCUGCUCAUCCACAUGAGAGCAGUUCUGAGAUGGACUGUUGUUGCAGUAGUGACUAACAUAGGCCAUCAAAAUGUCAGUCACCGCUAUCAGCAUCGCUUCCCAAGCGACUCUCACGCAGAUGAUAGGACCAUGUGAUUAAAUGUUACCCCCAGGCUCAAACAAGUUACCGUAUUUUUUUACAUAGUCAACUAUAACUUCUGGAAUCAGCCUUUCCUUAUGUGUAGACUGCUUAAAAUGAUAUACAAUCAUGUUAUGCUUUCAUGUGGAAUCUUAUUGUGUACAGACUUGCAACAUGACUUGCAGUAAAUUUGUUUAUAACUAAAGGCUAGUAUAUAAUUAUUAUAAUGGGACAAGGUAAUCUCUUGAGUCUGGAAUCAGCCUCACCUUCCAUGCAGACUGCAUAAAACAAUAUACAAUCAUGUCAUGUUUUUAUGUAGAAUCUUAUUGUGUACAGACUUGCAACAUUUACCCAUAGUAAAUUUGUUUUUAACCUCAGGCUAGUAUAUAAUAACAAUGGAAUGUAAGGGUUUCAGGAAACAAUGGCCAUGAAUGAACCAUAUUUUAAGCUGACUGUUUAAUGGUGUUUCUUAACCUUUUAACCUGUAAGAGUGAUUAACAUCUAACUUCCUCUUACUCUAUCACCCUUGAAUCAAACAUUAAGGUUACGAGAAUAAAGGAAAUGAUCACUAACUAAAAAAAGCUCCUGAUUGUUAAACAAAUUCUCCUUGUCAGCACUGUGAGAAAUGUAUGAAGAACAGUAUGGAGAAUAUGCAUACUGAUGUUAGGGUGUAAAGGGUUUAAAAGGGGUGUUUUGUUACCAGAAACUCAGUCUCACCCUUUGUUUCUUAUUCAAGUUCCUUUUUUUUUGUUUAAUUGUCUUGUUCUAGCUGGAAAGAAGGGAACCACGGAACACGCUGCAGUCUGGGUUCCAGAUAGUGAGGCAUCCACUUGCAUGCACUGUUUCAAGAGCAAAUUCACUGCAUUAAAUAGAAGGGUAAGUGUUGCAUGACUGAUUUGUACUUAUUGACUGAAUGAGAAGGCUGGACUGGAAAAGAUUUGGCUUCAGGUCAUAUGCUCCCCACUGCAUGUAGUUAGGUGCCUGCAUUAAUUGCAAGAGCGAAACAUUUUUAUGGCAGGGCCUGACUUUUUUUAGUCCAUAAGUAUUUCAUCACAUUUUCACUUUUUUUAUGCUAGUUUUUUCUUCCUAAUACAAUUUUUCCUCUCAAAUUGCCCUGACCUGCUCUUGCGAUUUUUCUUACCUUUUUUUUUUUGAUUGCUUGACACAGCACCACUGUCGGAAGUGUGGUGGAGUUGUUUGUGGUAACUGUUCCACCAAGAAGUUCCUCCUCCCUGCCCAGUCUUCAAAACCACUGCGAGUGUGUGACAACUGCUAUAAUGUUUUAUCAAGUGGCAAGACCCAGUCAGAUCAAGAAUCAAAGAAAAAAAGUAAGUUGAAUGUGGUUUGUUUCAAUCAUUUUUUUUUAUGUAGUGACGACUGAAAAGGAAAACAGUGGAUGUUAAAGUGCAGAGGGAAUUUUUACCAGCCGAUAAAUGAGGAAAGCUUUAUUUGGUGAUCAUGCAUAAUAUCACCUGACCAGGCCAUGUUUCAGCCAAAAAAAAAAGUGUGAAUCAUAGGCAUACAAUUAUGCAUGAUGUAUAUAUAGGAGUAUUUGUAAUAUUAUAUGAUAAACAAUUUCAUAAUGUCAUUUCUUCCAUAAUAUGGGUUGAUUUAACUUGAAACAUUUAAUAUGUACAAUUUGAGUUGUCUUUUCUUGUUGUGGGUUGUAUAUUACACUGGGAUUCAUUUUUUUAUGUUAGUCCUGAAAGUUAUGUCAAAGAAGGGUCAUUUGACUCUCUUUGUAACUUGCUUAUGUCUGUCCGUCUCUUGAACUGUCUGUCUGUCUGUCUGUCUGUCUGUCUGUCUGCCUACCUGACUAACUGACUGACUGACAGACUAAGAUGUUUGCUGGAGAAGGACUGAAUUACCAGCUCACUGACUGAGUUACUUACUGCUGUGGCUAUCUUUAGUCGAUUUAAAGCAGUAUAACAUGCACAAAGAAUGGUUGAGAUUUGAAGUGAACAUUACAAUUAUAGUAAACAGUAGGUUUUUAAUGUGUGAUGUCCACACAAUGCUUUUCUCCCCAUCAUGAGUGAGGUUUGACUGUGUUUGAUUGAACUACAUGUAGCAGUGAAUUGUUGGGUUGCACCAAGUCAUUGUGCUAAAUAUAUCACAAGUGAAAAUUUUACCCUGUCACAUUGAAGACUAAAAAGUGAAGAAACAGACAAUUGGAUUCAUGUUAACACAUCAAUGCAUCUUUUACAAAGCAAUCUGCAACCAUUAACUAUCAUUAUGUCAUUUUUCAAGCUGCUCCUACUCCACCACAAAAAGCAGAAAAAGAAGGAGAUGAAACAUCAUCAGGAGAGGAGAACUCAGAUGAUGACGAGGCUCCUUCUGAGAAUCCUGCCUCAUCAGAGUAUCAAGUGCCUACCACGGUCAGUGGAAGAAAAUAAUGAUAUUUUCUUUAUUUAUCAGGCUUAAUUUUUUAAGAUGUUAAAUUCCACCUUGAGAUGAAUAUAUUUUCCUGUUCUGAUGCAACUCCCGUUGAAUUUUUGGUAAAAAUUUGCCAAGGCAAUUUUGAGCCUGAAUUUCAAAAUUAGUCUGACAUUUCAAUAAGGAAGUGGUUGACUUAAUUUUUUAUCUUGAUUCAGGUCCCUAAUGACUCUUAACUUUAAUUUGAUCUGUUAAUGGCAGGCAGUUUUAAAACAAGAAAUUUUAUGACUGAAAAAUAUCAGACUUAUUUUUUCAAAUGAAGUGUAGGAAUUGGCAUAAUGUAUUUGUGUCAAUAUUUAUUUUGGAAUCAAGGAAGAAAAAGGAAAAAAAAUUAAGUCAUGAAAAUCAGUGAAUGAUUGUCGUUGUGUGGCAGAAACUCGCACGCUUAAUCCUUCCUUCAUUCUGGAAUUAAGUUUCAAGUCAAAAUGUUAUUUAACCCUUUCACUUCCAAGAUCUAAUUAUUAAUUCUCCUUACUAUCUGCCUUACAAUUCUUAUGAUGUUAGUUCAGAGAAUUUGGUAUUGGAUCAACUAAUGAUCCCAUGAUUGAUAUUCUUCUCUAUUCUCAUCACCUGCCUGCUUGAUAUUGUAUUGAUAUUAUAAGGAGAAAUUCUGUCUUGGUCACUUUUGGGAGUGAAAGGGCUAAUUAAUAAUUAGGUAGACUGACUGCAACAAUUGAUACUUGAUACCAUGUGCUUCUCAUCAUCAAUCUUUGGUAAACCCUCAAAGAAAAUCUUGGACCUUACAGUAUUUUAUAUGUCAUUAAUUGUAACUCAUGGCAACCCUUCUUGCACGACCAAUCAGUCGAGUCAGUUUGGGUCAAUUUUUAAUAAAAUUUUCCUUUUUUUUUUUUAGCCUACAUUUUACCAAGGCAAUCAGGUGCCUGCUAAGGGGGAGGUGGACAGUGGAUAUGCAGAACCCAACUCAAAUAAAGUAUGAUGCUGCACCAAAAUGAAGGAUUUGAGAGCUGAGAUGUUUAUCAAUGAAAAGGAAGGAUAUUUCAAUGUGGAAGAAGUUUUUUUAAAAUAUGGUUAUUUACAGAUAUAUAUAAUUACAUCCAUGAACCAAAGGAAAGCCAAUCAUUUCAAAGUUACAUUACAAACUUUUAUUUUAGUGAAUUGGACAAUGUGUCCUUUGUGGAUGGGAAAAAUCAGAGACAAUUUUCAAGGCAUCCCUUUUUCCUGCUGGUGCAGUACAUGCUUACCCCUCUUAGUUUACUUUAAAGAUUGGAAUCACAGGACAAUUGGCCCUCAAUGAGGGAUCUUCAGUACAAGAAUUGCAGCAAAGCCUCUCAGCUUUUUUCCCAUAACAGUGAAACAUGCAUUAAGCUGAAAAAAGCCAUCGAGAACCUCAAUGUUUCCUGCAAGAAAUGAUUCAAAACUACAGUUAGACAAAAAGUUCAAAUAACCCUUUUCUUCCAAAAUAGGAUUUAUGAUCUGUCCUUUAUGUAUAGCAUUCCUAUACUUUCAUUAAUUACAUGUAAUAAGAGGGGAUUAUUUAUCAAUAUAAUUUUUAGGGCUGACCAAUCAAUUCUCAGUACCUGCUUUCUUGACAUAAUAUGGAGAUUGUGCCGAGAGGUUAUGUGUUGAUUAUUCUUUGGAGUAAAAGGGGAUAAGAAGGGAUCCUGUAUUUAGUCAAUACUGGGCUAUACUUUUCCCUCAUGCUUUGUUCCAAGGGACUUGAAUGAAAAAAAAAAAACACUUCUAUGAAGGCCACUUAAGCUCCGUUAACUCUAGGUGUCUGCUUAGCCCGUUAACCCUCAGAGUGCCUAGCAUCUAGUUUCUCCCUACAAUAUCACGCCUGAAAUCAAACACAAGGGUCAUGAGAAUAGAGGAAAUGAUCACCAACUAAAGAAGCUCUUGAUUGUUAAACAAAUUCUUCUUGCUGACACCUCAGGAAAUGUAUAGAGAACAGUAAGGAGAAUAUGCAUUCUGAUGUUAGGGUGUAAUGGGGUAAGACAGGAUUCACUGUGGUCUGUAUUUCUAGGGGUGAUAUGUAGUUAAAUAGAGCAAAGACCAAAGUUUUUUCUGCAGCCAAUGAAGUUCAAAAGAAUCUGUACAAAGACCUGAAUUGUAACAAUUCUAAGUUUUGUCACAAUGAAGCUUUCUAAUUGAGAUGAAAAUAGAACAAAUACUGUUUUAAAUGUUUGUGUCAAAAGUAUCACAAUUCAAAUGAUAAAUGUAUUUUUUUAGCUGAAACUCCAGAAGCAAAUUCUCAAAUCAAUUUUUGUAAUUAUACACACUCAGUUAAUGAUAAGAAAUCACCUAAAUGACAUUCUACAAAUGCUAUACUCACUACAAUUAAUUUUUUCAUGUGCUUAAAUAUAAAUGAUGAUAAAUACAACGCAUGAUUAUCAAAGCAAGAUAGGCAGUUUUGAAGUGAUUAUUGAAAGAGCAACCAACAGCAAUCCCAACUUGGUCACUAGUGUUUUCCUGUACGUCAGGCUGGUUGCCUUUUUUUACUAUGAGUUCUCAUUGGUUAAUGACAAUGUUAGGCUUUGUUCUGAUUGAUAGUUUGAUUACUUUGGUUUCUAAUUUUUUCACACCCAAUUAACCGUUUAACUCCCAAAAGUAAUUAGCAUGAAACUUCUCCCUAAUGAUAACCAUACAUCAUUCAGCAAACAGGUAAUGAGACUAUUCAAACUUUUCAGCUAGAAGCUUCUAUCUUGUUGUAGCGCCAUGCUCUCAUAACUAAUUUACAAGGAAAUACGUAGCAGCUAGAGGGGAGAAUUGACGAUCAAAACUUGGGAAUUAAAUGCUUAAAAACUGCUCUGAAGGUACAUCAAGGGCCAAGGUUUGGUUGUCCUGCAUGUUACUGAUCUUGUUUAUCUUAAAAGUUAUCAAAUGUUACACGGUAAUGAAUAACUUGUCGUGACUUCAAUUCCAAUGUUUAAAACUAAAUAUGAAUGUUGACUGAAUUCUGAUACAAUGAAUGUCAGCUAAGAACGGCGUUGUUGCCUGUUUGUAUAGCAAUUGUUUAUUGUGAAUCAUCUCUGAUACUAGUAUUGUUGCAAAUAUUAACACUAUUUUAAUAGUUAUACAGAAUUGAGAAAUUUUGAUUACAAAUUUACGUAGCUAGUUUUUCAAAUAAACCGCAUCUCGCUUGAGUAUGAAAAC
Molecule: messenger RNA, 12174 nt
Organism: Pocillopora meandrina
Lineage: Eukaryota; Metazoa; Cnidaria; Anthozoa; Scleractinia; Pocilloporidae
Source: the annotation of a GenBank genome assembly